CCCCUCCUCCGAGUGCCGUUUCGGUUUAACCUAGUGUGGGAUUGAGUCUUGUGAGGGAGCGAUUGAGUGUGUGAGGUACUGAGGUGAGGCGGAGGCAAGAAAAGGAACUCCCUCAGGAGUGAGGGACAAAGGGUGUGUGAGGCACCUAGGCCGCGGGACCUGAGCGACAGGAAGCCACUCCGAGUCGGGCUACCGGGUAGGAGAAAGGCCCGUGCGGUCCUCAUUGGGCUCCCGAGCCGGAGUCGGCCCCGCAGCCCUGGGCCGUCGGCUUCCUACUUCCUCGACCUCGCCGGCCCCUGUGCCUGAGGAUUGGCGCCCCGUGGGGAGGAGGGCAAACGGACUUGAGCGGCUGCUCGUUGUCUCGCAACGCCACUGCUGAGGAACUCUCGUUUCUUCCCUGGCUCCUUCACCCCUACCUCAUGUAGGAGGGUGCCGAGGAGUCGGGAGGGAGGAGGGGCCUGCGCCGCGGUCCCUUCCCUCCCCACCCCCUACUAGGGGUGCUGUGGUAGGCGUGGGGUUGGGAUUGGGGGGAGGGUGGGGGUUACUUUUUGGAGUGCUGGGGAACUUUUCCCCCUGUUGAAACCAGGGGAAAGGGGAUGCCCAAUCCAGAGAGACAUGGGGGCAAGAAGGACGGGAGCGGAGGAGCUUCUGGAACUUUGCAGCCGUCAUCGGGAGGUGGCAGCUCCAACAGCAGAGAGCGUCACCGCUUGGCGGCGAAGCACAAGCGGCACAAGUCCAAGCACUCCAAAGACAUGGGUUUGGUGACCCCCGAAGCAGCACCUUUGGGGACAGUUAUCAAACCUUUGGUGGAGUAUGAUGACAUCAGCUCUGAUUCAGAUACCUUCUCUGACGACAUGGCCUUCAAAUUAGAUAGGAGGGAGAAUGAUGAACGUCGUGGAACUGAUCGGAGUGACCGCUUGCACAGACAUCGUCACCACCAGCACAGACGUUCCCGGGACUUACUAAAAAGUAAACAGACAGAAAAAGAAAAGAAACAGGAAGUUUCCAGUAAGUCGGGAUCAAUGAAGGACCGGAUAUCAGGAAGUUCAAAGCGUUCAAAUGAGGAGAAUGAUGACUAUGGGAAGGCACAGAUCUCAAAAAGCAGCAGCAACAAGGAAUCCAGGUCAUCCAAACUCCACAAGGAGAAGACUCGGAAAGAACGUGAAUUGAAGUCUGGGCACAAAGACCGGAGUAAAAGUCAUCGGAAAAGGGAAACACCCAAAAGUUACAAGACAGUGGACAGCCCCAAACGGAGAUCCAGGAGUCCCCACAGGAAAUGGUCUGACAGCCCCAAGCAAGAUGAUAGCCCCUCAGGAGCUUCUUAUGGCCAAGAUUAUGACCUUAGUCCUCCAAGAUCUCACACCUCCAGCAAUUAUGACUCCUACAAGAAGAGUCCUGGAAGCACCUCAAGAAGGCAGUCUAUUAGUCCACCUUACAAGGAGCCUUCGGCCUACCAGUCCAGCACCCGGUCACCCAGUCCCUACAGUAGACGACAGAGAUCUGUGAGUCCCUAUAGCCGGAGACGUUCCUCAAGCUAUGAAAGGAGUGGCUCUUACAGUGGGAGAUCACCCAGUCCCUAUGGUCGACGGCGAUCCAGCAGCCCUUUCACCAGCAAACGGUCUCUGAGUCGGAGUCCGCUCCCCAGGAAGUCCAUGAAGUCUAGAAGUAGAAGUCCUGCAUAUUCAAGACAUUCAUCUUCUCAUAGUAAAAAGAAGAGAUCCGGGUCACGUAGUCGACAUUCCAGUAUCUCACCUGUCCGACUUCCAUUGAACUCCAGCUUGGGAGCUGAACUCAGUAGGAAAAAGAAGGAAAGAGCAGCUGCUGCAGCAGCAGCAAAAAUGGAUGGAAAGGAAUCCAAGGGUUCACCUAUUAUUUUGACUAGAAAAGAGAACAGUUCAGUAGAAGCUAAGGAUUCAGGUUUGGAGUCUAAAAAGUUACCCAGAGUUUUAAAAUUGGAAAAAUCUGCCCCAGAUACUGAACUAGUGAAUGUAACACAUCUAAACAUAGAAGCCAAAAAUUCUUUAGAUACAGGGAAAGUAAAGGUGGAUGAGAACUCUGAAAAGCAUCCUGUUCUUAAAGAUUUGAAAGUACAGGGAUCAAGAGACACUAAACCCAUGGCAUUGAAGGAGGAGAUUGUUACUCCAAAAGAGACAGAGACAACAGAAAAGGAGACCCUUCCACCUCUCCCCACAGUUACUUCUCCUCCACCUCCUUUACCAACUACUACCCCUCCACCUCAAACCCCCCCUUUGCCACCUUUGCCUCCACUACCAGCUAUUCCACAGCAACCACCUCUGCCUCCUCCCCAGCCAGCGUUUAGUCAGGUUCCUGCUUCUAGUCCUUCAACUUUGCCCCCUUCUGCCCACUCAAGGACGUCUACUCUGUCCUCUCAGGCAAAUUCUCAGCCCUCUGUACAGGUUUCUAUGAAGACUCAAGUGUCUGUAACAGCUGCUAUUCCACACCUAAAAACGUCAACGUUGCCUCCUCUGCCCCUUCCACCCUUAUUACUUGGAGAAGAUGACAUGGAUAGUCCAAAAGAAACUCUGCCUUCAAAACCCGUAAAGAAAGAGAAGGAACAAAGGCCACGUCACUUACUCACGGACCUCCCUCUCCCUCCAGAACUCCCUGGUGGGGAUCCAUCUCCACCUGACUCUCCAGAACCAAAGGCAAUCACACCACCUCAGCAACCAUAUAAAAAGAGACCAAAAAUUUGUUGUCCUCGUUAUGGAGAAAGAAGACAGACAGAAAGUGAUUGGGGGAAACGCUGUGUGGACAAGUUUGACAUUAUUGGGAUUAUUGGAGAGGGAACCUAUGGCCAAGUAUAUAAAGCCAAGGACAAAGACACAGGAGAGCUAGUGGCCCUGAAGAAGGUGAGACUAGACAAUGAGAAAGAAGGCUUCCCAAUCACAGCCAUUCGUGAGAUCAAAAUCCUUCGGCAGCUAAUCCACCGAAGUGUUGUUAACAUGAAGGAAAUUGUCACAGAUAAACAAGAUGCACUGGAUUUCAAGAAGGACAAAGGUGCCUUUUAUCUUGUAUUUGAGUAUAUGGACCAUGACUUAAUGGGACUGCUAGAAUCUGGUUUGGUGCACUUUUCUGAGGAUCAUAUCAAGUCAUUCAUGAAACAACUAAUGGAAGGAUUGGAUUACUGUCACAAAAAGAAUUUCCUGCAUCGGGAUAUUAAAUGUUCUAACAUUUUGCUGAACAACAGUGGGCAAAUCAAGCUAGCAGAUUUUGGACUUGCUCGGCUCUAUAACUCUGAAGAGAGUCGCCCUUAUACAAACAAAGUCAUUACUCUGUGGUACCGACCUCCAGAACUUCUGCUGGGAGAGGAGCGUUACACACCAGCCAUAGAUGUUUGGAGCUGUGGAUGCAUCCUUGGGGAACUGUUCACAAAGAAGCCUAUUUUUCAAGCUAAUCUGGAGCUGGCGCAACUAGAACUGAUCAGUCGACUCUGUGGUAGCCCUUGUCCAGCUGUGUGGCCUGAUGUUAUCAAGCUGCCUUACUUCAAUACCAUGAAACCGAAGAAGCAAUAUAGAAGGCGUCUACGAGAAGAAUUCUCUUUCAUUCCUUCAGCAGCACUUGAUUUACUGGACCACAUGCUGACACUAGAUCCUAGCAAACGUUGCACAGCUGAGCAGACCCUACAGAGUGACUUCCUUAAAGAUGUCGACCCCAGCAAAAUGGAUCCUCCAGACCUCCCCCACUGGCAGGAUUGUCAUGAAUUAUGGAGUAAGAAACGGCGACGGCAGCGACAAAGUGGUGUUGUGGUAGAAGAGCCACCUCCAUCCAAAGCCUCUCGAAAAGAAACUACCUCAGGGACAGGUGCUGAGCCUGUGAAGAACAAUAGCCCAGCACCACCACAGCCUGCUCCUGUCAAGGUGGAGCCUGUGGCUGGGGAUACAAUAGGCCUCGGUGACAUCACACAACAAUUGAAUCAAAGUGAAUUGGCAGUAUUAUUAAAUCUGCUGCAGAGCCAAACUGACCUGAGCAUCCCUCAAAUGGUACAGCUGCUUAACAUCCACUCCAACCCUGAGAUACAGCAGCAGCUGGAGGCCCUGAACCAAUCUAUCAGUGCCCUAACAGAAGCCACUUCCCAGCAGCAGGACUCAGAACCCAUGGCCCCAGAGGAAUCUGUGAAGGAGGCACCCCCAGCUUCAGUGGUCCAGCCUUCAGCAGAACAGAAGACCCCUGAAGCUUCGAGCACACCAGCUGACAUGCAGAAUAUGUUGGCAGUUAUCUUGAGUCAGCUGAUGAAAACCCAGGAGCCAGCAGGCAACCUGGAGGAAAACAACAGUGACAAGAACAGUGGGCUACAGGGGCCCCGAAGAACUCCCACAAUGCCACAGGAGGAGGCAGCAGAUGGUGUUAAAAGAAGUAACCCUUCCACAGCAUGUCCUCCUCACAUUCUUCCACCAGAGAAGAGGCCCCCUGAGCCCCCCGGACCUCCACCGCCGCCACCUCCACCCCCUCUGGUUGAAGGCGAUCUUUCCAGCGUCCCCCAGGAGUUGAACCCAGCCGUGACAGCCGCCUUGCUGCAACUUUUAUCCCAGCCUGAAGCAGAGCCUCCUGGCCACCUGCCACAUGAGCACCAGGCCUUGAGACCAAUGGAAUACUCUACCCGACCCCAUCCCAACAGGACUUAUGGAAACACUGAUGGGCCUGAAACAGGGUUCAGUGCCACUGACACUGAUGAACGCAACUCUGGUCCAGCCUUGACAGAAUCCUUGGCCCAGACCCUGGUGAAGAACAGGACCUUCUCAGGCUCUGUGAGCCACCUUGGGGAGUCCAGCAGUUACCAGGGUACAGGGUGGCUGUAGCAGCAGGAGGGAUGGCCCCUGAGGAAUUUGGCGAAGUCCAUCAGUCACCUGAUAACCGGAGCCCUGGCAAAUUCAGUGUCUUUCACAGACUCAAGCCAGGUUAGAUGGGAGAUCACCCAUCCAAACACUGUGCUAGACACUGGAAGGAGAGGCCUACAGGCUGCUUCUCUCCAUCCUCAAGGCCCAGAACUGGGCAGGUCACCAGCUUCCAGUACUCACCUCCACCUUCCUGCUGCCAGGCCAGCUUGGCAGUGUGCAUCUUCGCCAUCCUUUCUGAAUCAGGGGAAUGAUAGGGUGCUGUAUUUGAGAUCACAACAGCAGGAAGGGGCCAGAAGAUGGACCAAGAGAACCAGCCAUGCCUUUGAGCACAGCGCCAGAGGCCUCCUUGUUUCAGCAAAGCCCUCCUUAUCAUCCACCUCCCUUCAUUCAACUCCACUCCUGGCCAUUGCAUCCCCUCCAAUCUAAGGACGUGAUGGAAAGUUCCACGAGGACAAAGACCACGUCUGUCUGUGUUCACCGGUGUGCUCCCAUUGCCCAGCACAGUGCCUGGCAUAAAGCAGCUGUUUGGAAACAAGAAGAGAAGGCCCAGAGCAGAGAAGAGGGAAGGUGGAAUUCCAAGAAGACGCUCAUGUGCAACAUGCAGUUGUGUGGACUGGGAUAUGUGCACACAGCUGUGCAUGCAGGUCAGGAUGUUUGCUGAGGCACGCUGUAGCACAUGUGUACACAGCCCACACAUCACCUAUGUAUGGAGAGAAAUUAUUCAUAUAUGCAGGGCAGUCUUUCUUCCCAUAUCCAGGCCCCUGUCCCAACCACAGCAAGCUGGUUUCUGUAAGUUGCUAGCUUGAGCUGUGCUCCAGGUUUUCCCAUAAAUCCUAAUGCACUAACAUUCCCAGCUCCUGGCAUCUACCUUGAGUCAGCCAUGGUGGUGACAGAGCCCCACAGCAACUCUGGGGCACUUAAACUCAUUUUGUGCAUUGUUGUGGCUACAGUAUGGUGCCUUCUCAGAUGGCCAUCAGAUGACAGGCUCCGACCUCUCAUCUGGGAGAGGUAGCCUUGCUUUCAGAGGGAAGAAUGGGCUAAUGGGAGGUGAGAGAGGCAGAAGCUGUACCUGGCUGUUACCCCCUUUGCUCUUUAUCUGUCUCCAGGAAACAGAUGGCCCCUCAUUAUAAAAAAACAUAUAUUGUGCCCUAGCCGCUUGCUCAGUGGUUAGAGCGUCAUCAUGUGGACCUAGGGGUCGAGGGUUUGAUUCCUUGUCAAGGGCACGUACCUUGGCUGCAGUUUUGAUUCCUGGCCCUGUCAGGGCACAUGCAGGAGGCAAGCAAUCGAUGUCUCUCUCUCUCUCUGCCUCCCUUCUUCCCUCUCCUCCCCUCCUUCUUCCCUUCCUCUCUCUCUAAAAAUCAAUGGAAGAAAAUAUCCUCUGGUAAGGAUUAAAAAAAGAAGAAGAAAACAUAUAUUGAGUGCCUACCCUCAAGGAGACAAUGUGCUUAGUUUAGCACAGUGCCUCACAAUUUUCUGGGCUGGGUCGGUGACAGCCCUAAGAAUCUGGAUGUGCUAUCUCCAUCGGACAAUCCACAAUAACUUGCAUGGCAACCUCAACCUCACCUAUGUAAGCUGCCAAAGAAUGCUCCUUGACCUUCCCCAGGAUUCCUCCUCCCUCAAAGAAGGAGCCAGCUCCUUUAUGGGUUGGUAUGGCUGCCAGCCAAGAGGCUUGGGGCAGGCCUGGGGCAUGCAGCUGGCAGCUGCCCACCAGAUCCCCAAGGAACACCUUCCUCCCCCACUCCAUCGCCCCAUUCAGAUGGCCCCUGGGCUGCAGGGAGUUAGAGCUCCCUGCUCCCCAUUUCCAGAGUAAACCUCAAGCUAGAAAGCCCAUCAUCUUCCUUUCCACUGUAACCUAUUUCAAGAUCCUCCACACAGAUACUUCUCCCAGGCAGGACCAAAAAGUUAAUACAGUAGGGUUGGGCUGGGACUAGGUAAGGGGCCUUGAGGAGUGAGACAGGGGCUAGAAUUAUGGGAGAAGUUCCUGAGGUCAAGAGAUGGAUGAGGAAGAACUCAAUGGCUGUGAGAUAAGAUGGCAGGUGGGGGUGGAGACAUGAAGUAAAGGGGCUGAGUGAAUCUGCCUCUCAUCUAAUUAGCAACAUGUAAAUAAUAUGCAAAUAACCCCCUCUUUGUUUAGAGACCACAGGGUCUGUGCUUUUUGGAAGUGGCUACAGAGGGUCCACCAAGCAGUAUCUCUGAGAUCCUCAGACAUGGGGUAUUCAGGCUCAACAUAGACGCCAUGGUGCAACCAUCGGGUUGUAGCUUAUUCCCUGGAUGGACUCAGUUUCUGUAGGCCUCAGUUUCCCUAUGUGUGAGAUGGACUGGAUGGACUCCAAGGCUUCUAUCUAGUACUGACAGUCUGGGGUUCUCUGAUCAGAGGCCCAGCCAGGGGAAUUAAUGCCAUUCUGGGGUGGAAACUACUUAACUCUCUUGCCCCUGCUGUCCAUCUUGGCAGUUCAGUCAUGGUACCCCCCACAUCCCCAUGCACCUGCCUUCCGAACAUGUGAACAUUUUCCUGAAGGCAAUGUGCUCCCCUACUCAAUGCCUUUACCCCACUGUUUCCUCUGCUAGGAAUAUCCUUCCCACUUUAGUCCCUUACCUGGCUAACUCCUUCUCUAACUCCAAGAGCCUUACCUACCUUAUCCUUCCACCUUUUGGACAUCCCUAUGUAUUAUUUCCUUGUAUUAUUUCCCACUAGACUGUGAAUUCCUAAAGAGCAGGUACUAGGUUUUGUUCAAGAUGGACUCUCCACCCUGGCCUGGUAGUUCCGUUGGUUAGAACAUCAUCCUGAUACACCAAGGUUGCGAGUUUGAUCCCCAGUUAGGGCACAUACAAGAGUCAACCAAUGAAUGCAUAAAUAAGUGGAACAACAAAUCUCCCUCCCUUUCCCUCUUUCUCUCUCUCCCUUCUCCUUUCCUUGCUUCUUCCCUCUCUCUCAAAUCAAUAAUAGUAA
Messenger RNA from Myotis daubentonii (Daubenton's bat), 7806 nucleotides. It is a transcript of the gene CDK12, whose product is annotated as cyclin dependent kinase 12. The coding region runs from base 597 to 4817 and encodes 1406 amino acids. Gene Ontology annotation, biological process: positive regulation of transcription elongation by RNA polymerase II; protein phosphorylation. Gene Ontology annotation, molecular function: ATP binding; cyclin binding; RNA polymerase II CTD heptapeptide repeat kinase activity. The record is from RefSeq and is a predicted model, not a curated record. The transcript is spliced from 20 exons. Gene Ontology annotation, cellular component: cyclin/CDK positive transcription elongation factor complex; nucleus. Lineage: Eukaryota; Metazoa; Chordata; Mammalia; Chiroptera; Vespertilionidae.